AUGGGCAUGAUUGAUAUGCCGAAUGAUUACUUCCUAGUUCAGUUCACACCGGAAGAAGACUAUCGUCAUGCCUUAUAUGAAGGCCCUUGGAUGAUUGCUGACCACUGCAUUCUGGUACAAAGAUGGAGGCCCUUAUUCACAAUUACGGCAACCCAAACUAGAAAAGUGGCUACUUGGAUUCGUAUCCCUGGCCUCCCCAUCAAAUUAUAUAACGAUCGUUUUCUAUGGCGUGUUGGAAACAAGCUAGGAUCAAUGCUGAAGAUUGACAAGCUAACCUCGAUCCACUCACGUGGGAAGUUUGCAAGGAUCUGUGCAGAGAUCAACCUCAACAAAAAACUGGUUUCUAUGAUAAACGUUAUGGGGCAUAUCAUUAAGCUGGAAUACGAAGGUCUUCAUGCAAUUUGCUUCAAGUGCGGAAAAUAUGGGCACCGACAAGAGGUGUGUGUUAAUCCAAUAACCCAAAGUCCUACUCUAAAUGGUGACAAUGAUACAAUAAACAAGGGCGCCAUGGAUUUGGAUGAUGACGACCAACAUGCAGAAUUACAGCCCAUCCAACCUCGAGCUACACAUACUACAGUUGGUGAUGCAACGCAAAUUGCGGAAGAGAAUAAUACUGUCCCAGAUUCUGAGGCAUUAUACGGGCCUUGGAUGAUGGUCAAACGGAAGAGAAAAUCGGGGAAAAAUACUUUUAUCUUGAUUUUGAAAAAUGAUAUCGUCCAUCCCCGUUAUUCUCGGAGUGCAACAGAGUCACAUUUAAAACAACCCAACUUUGAAUCUCCAUUGCCGCGUCAGCAAGAAGACAACAACCCCCGCCCAUUUGUUUCCAACGUGGAUAAUGCCAUGCAAGCCAAGCAACAAUCCGUAACCAACAUAUCUUCUCAAGACAAGAUCACAUCAUCCAAAAUCCGCAACCCCAAGGCAGGAAGGAAUCCACAACAAGCUAGGAAAUCCAUGACCACGCCCUAUGGUCCGCCAUCCAAACCCAAAGAUAGGUUACAUAAUUCUCAACAAACUAGGGACGCGGAGAUCAACUCCAUCGUGAUCAACACACCAAACAGUGAACACGCAACCAUUGCGAAUGCCCAUGCUAGCUCCACGUCAAAUGUAAUUAUGACCCAACAAGAAAAUACCCGAAGAGUGUUAGAAGGCAUUCAUUCAGUGACUUCUAACUUUAAGCCUGAGUCCUUCGCAAACCAAUUUAUGACUAGGAUAACUGUACCCGAGGCAGAAGUGCAGGCUUAUGCAAAAUUAAUGCGCCAGCACCUAGACCCGAGCUCCACGAGCUCUUCCAGUGACGCUGCGAUGCAAGGCAGAGUUAUUGAAAUAAAUGCAGGUAUGUCAGGGGCUUUACAACCCACCAAUCCCAAUGAUUCCUUACGAAUUGCCUAA
Molecule: messenger RNA, 1389 nt
Organism: Cajanus cajan (pigeon pea)
Lineage: Eukaryota; Viridiplantae; Streptophyta; Magnoliopsida; Fabales; Fabaceae
Source: RefSeq, a predicted model, not a curated record